AUGAAUACACAUACUCGAUAUAAAGAUGAACUUAAAUCAAUCAUUGGACUAUAUGAUAAUCUUAUUCCAUUACGAUGUCAAUUAGAUCGUCAUGAUUCAUUUCAUCAAUUAGUUGAGUAUGUUCAAGAAAUGGCAACAAAUUGUAUGAAAUAUUUAUAUUUUCCUCUUCAACAUAUUCUUGCACAACAUUCUGAUAGUUUAAAACCUACAUUGCUUGAUAUAUCUUUUGAUUUUAUCACAAUUGAGAAGAAAAUAAUGACUGGUGAUAGUGAACUUUGUAGUAUUCCAUUAUCAAUUGUAAUGGAUGAAGAUGAAGAUGUAAACAAGUUUGAUUUCGUUCUUACUAUUCAAUAUGAUCUCAACAUAAAUCAAUUCUCAUGUAUAAUUAAUGCAUCACUCGAUUUAUUCAAUCAAGAGACGAUAAAUAAGAUUUCACAACAAUUUCAGUCAAUAUUAUAUGACUUGUUUACAUCUAUUAAUAAUAUGACGAAGAAUAAAUCAAUUUAUGAAAUAUCAAUAAUGCUACCGAAUGAAAGAUUACUUAUACAAUCAAUGAAUAAUACACAAGUAUUGUUUCCUUCUGUCACUUAUAUGCAUCAUGAAUUUAUUUAUCAAGUAAUACAACAUCCACAAAAAAUAGCUGUUGAACUUGAUGAACAAUCAUUAACAUAUACAGAACUUUCAUAUUAUGUUCAACAACUUUCUCUCGUCUUAUUGAAUAAAUACAAUGUGAAAUUAAGUGAUAUCAUUUGUCAAUGUAUAGAGCGAAGUUUAUCUAUGGUCAUUGGCAUUUUAUCAAUUAGUAUGGCUGGCAGUGCCUAUUGUCCUUUAUCAUCACAAGAUCGUUCACAACGUCUACAAAUUCUUAUGAAAGAAACUCGAAGUCAUCUAGUUCUUGUUCAUUCGUCUACACGUAUUCUUUUUGAAAUCGAUAUUAUAACUUUAAAUAUUGAUACAAUUAUAAAUAAUGAAGAAAAUUCUACUAGUAUUCAUCUGACUCAAAUGUCAGAUGUACCAAUAACACCAGAAAAUAUUCUCUUUGUAAUUUUUACUAGUGGAUCAACUGAUAUUCCGAAAGCGGUUCAACUACGUCAUCGAAAUUUCACUCAAUUUUUACGCUUAUUUGUUCGUCCUGAUAUAUUAACAAAAACUAAUACAAUAAUACGGAUAGCUCGAUAUUUUUUUGAUAAUUACCUAUUAAGUCUUGUUGGUACAUUAACUAUUGGAGCUACGUUAAUAAUACUUCGACCACAAGGUCAUAUGGAUUUAGAUUAUCUUGCAGGAGUAUUGAAUGAAAAACAGAUUACUGUUAUACAAGCUGUUCCAUCUUUAUGGAAUAGUCUAUUUAAUUUUCUCAAUACUACUAAUCGAAAAUCAUCAGUACAAUGGUUACGAACUGUAUGCAGUGGUGGUGAAGUUCUUAACAAUAAACUAGUUGAUUUAUUAAAAAGUCAAGUGAGAAGUGAUUGUCGAAUUCGAAAUCAUUAUGAUCCAGCUGAAAUUACUAUUAAUUGUAUCAAUCGUCUAAUUGAUCUAAAUAAAGAUCAAACAAAUAUUCCAAUAGGUCAAUCUCUUCCUGAUUAUCAAUUUUUAAUAUUAGACAUGUUUUUACAAACUGUUGGUAUUGAACAGGAAGGAGAACUAGUUGUUGGAGGUGUUGGUGUUUUUGCUGGAUAUCUUGGUUGUGAUGAUUUAACAGCUAAAAUAAUGAUUAAUAUUAAUGAAUAA
Adineta steineri is the source of this 1728-nucleotide messenger RNA. The record is from the annotation of a GenBank genome assembly. NCBI's taxonomy places the organism in Eukaryota, Metazoa, Rotifera, Eurotatoria, Adinetida, Adinetidae.